This is a messenger RNA of Cuscuta campestris, 892 nucleotides long. NCBI's taxonomy places the organism in Eukaryota, Viridiplantae, Streptophyta, Magnoliopsida, Solanales, Convolvulaceae. The record is from the annotation of a GenBank genome assembly.
AACAAAAUGGACUUAUCAAUCCUCUAGAUGGACUCAUAGAGAGGUUUAUAACACAAAAACCAAUAUGAAUGCCCAUGGUCUUACCCAACUUAGGGCUUCUAAACCCUUGCAACAAGAUACCAAAGUUGAACAGGAACUUACAACAGAUUCCAAGGAAGCUUUUAGUGAUGUGGAUAUGGUGAUAACUCUGGAUAAACAUUAAGAAACCGACCCCAUGAUGGCACUUCCAAUGGAUAGCAAUACACCAAUGGUCACUCCUGCACCAAUGGACACUUCCACUUCUCAUACACCUCAUGCUACUGCUCUUAGACAGUACCCAUAUGCUGCUGAGGAUGACUUAAAACAGGUGGAUGAGCAAUCAGAAGCUAAGGGUAUCACAAGCUGUUUUUAUUUCAACACUACAAAAGACAUCAAGGAUGAGCACUCAACCCCUGAUCUUGAAGUGGGUUCUGUGGCACCCCAAUAUGAAUUGGAAAAUCUGACUAAGGAAGCAGAUUUGAAACAUACACAUGAACAAUCAAUUGAGGAAAGGAUGGAUGGUAUGUCUGCACAAAAUGCUAACUAUGUAGGAAAUGCAAUCAACCUGGAUGAUUUUCCGGAACUCACAAGACAUAAUUUGGAGGAGGAUGUAGACACUCCAACCAAGAAAGAUGACACAACAGGGACUGACACUGAUGGCUGAAGAUACAACAAUGGAAAACAUAACACCAACCAAUUCAGAUGCCAACCCUGUCAACAUUGGACCGAUCCUCCACUCUUUUGAGCAUGAAGGUCAACAUUACGAAAUUAGGUCUUACAUUGAAGGACAAACGUCAAAACACAAUGAUGAAAACCUCACAGCUCAUGAGUUCCAAGAAGUCCAGAAUAGAAGAAGUAAAAAGGAAGCAAGCUA